CGAAUAUUUGAUGUUAAUAUGACCUUGGAAUAUUAUACAUAACUGACGGCCACUGUUCAAUGCCCUUCAAAAUGAUAUUUGACACUAUCAGGAUUAUUAAGUGGCCGCACGGCAGAUCAGAGUAGGUAGAAUUGGCACUAUCCAUGAAGAUGUGACAACAGAGGUCUUGGGAAAAAUCGGUUCCUGGCAAUGGCUCGUGACAUUUAUUUCAACUUCGCAUAUGAUGCUCGCGAUGUUUAAUCAAUACGAAGACAUGUUCCUUCUUCGACCUUCAGAAAUCUAUUGUGUAUUACCUAACGAGCAUCAAAUAGUAAACUCAAGCUUAUGCUUCGCAACUAUUCAAAACAAUGGAACGGAACUCUACAGAUGUAAUAAAUGGCAUUUGAAGUUUUUAUGGGUUUUCUGGCUAAAAAAGACGUGGCUCGUGUUCUGCGCUCAAAAACUGAAGAUGCUAUCAACUGCUAUCAUAAGCCGGUUCGGAAUAUUUUUUGGAUGCAUCAUAUUCGGCCUGGUGUCAGACAGUUUCGGCAGAAGAACAGCUAUUAUAUUCAACGUGAUUGCAGAACUCACGCUUGGUUUGAUGAUCACAUUCUGUGAUGCUGAGGGAUGGUUUCGACUGAUUGCGUUUUUGAAAUCAUUAUUUGGAAGCGCCGGGUUUUAUAUGGGGCUGAUUCUAACAUGUGAAAUAGCAAGUAACAGCUGGCGAUCAUGGCUGUGUGUCGUCGUGAUGAGUCCGAGACUACUGGCCAUAGCAUGCAUGGUACCGUUUGCGAACAGCGCACCCAACUCGGAAACAUUCAGCUUCAUUUCUUGCAUUUACGCAAUAUUUUGUUUAGUUCUACUAAGGUGGAUCCCAGAAUCACCUCAAUGGCUAUUGUAUAACCGUAAACUACGUGCCGCUGAAGAAAUUCUAAUAAAAGCUGCAAAGAUCAACAACAUUAAAGUAUGUCAAGAUUUCAAGAUAAGGCCUGUUAACCACAGAGGAACGAUACAUUGGAUGCUAUCAACGAUCGCCCUAGGUUCAGGGCUUGUCGCACAUGCGUUGAUUCUCAACAUGACGCCUCGACUUUUCGCUAUCAACAUACGAGCGACUGUCGUCGGCUGCUGCCACGCCACUGGUCAGCUUGGUUCCAUCAUCAGCUAUCUCCCGUUUCUAUUUCACCCCAUGAAUGACAUCACCUUGGUGGCGAUAGUACUUUGUGCCACAUUGAUCAUGGCUGUAUUAUGUCUGAUGUACCCUGAUGUUGAUCGAAGAGAACUACCCGAUCUCAUGACGGAUAUGGAUUAUUUUUCAGAGUUAUCAAAACCUCUUCGUUGGGUUACACAGAAAACUAGUUCGCCGUCAUUAGAGGAAGUCGAAAUGACGUUGCAUUCAUUUGGUACCCUCCCAUCGAGCCCCAGCCCACCUGAAGAAAUAGUGCCCGCACGGCAAAUAGGUUGUGUGAAAUAUUGGAGAAUCUUUAUCAAUUAUGUCCGUCGAAAGUGUUCUAGAAAAAUUUAUCCAAAUAUAAGCUAAAACUAGGUAACUUAAUAUAAUGUACGCAAACAUUA
Molecule: messenger RNA, 1551 nt
Organism: Helicoverpa zea (corn earworm)
Lineage: Eukaryota; Metazoa; Arthropoda; Insecta; Lepidoptera; Noctuidae
Exons: 8
Coding region: 221-1516 (431 amino acids)
Biological process (GO): transmembrane transport
Cellular component (GO): membrane
Molecular function (GO): transmembrane transporter activity
Source: RefSeq, a predicted model, not a curated record